AUGCGCUUCCUAUUCGCUCUAGUUCUCAGUGUGCUCCUGUGUCUGCUGCUGGCUCCGGAGGGCAGUAGAGGGUCAUCCACAUCCUCGCCGGCGACUACAACCACCGACUCCUCUGCCACCACUACCACAGCUUCAUCCGCCACCACCACCACUACUGCCUCCUCCGCAUCCACCACGACCACUGCCUCCUCUUCCUCCUCCUCCUCCUCGGCGGAGGCCAGGAGACGCAGACGUGCUCGCCGCCGUCGCCUGGCUCGUGAGCGCCGUCGUCGCCAGGAGCGGAGACAGCGCCAGGAAAAGAGGAGGCGCAGGAUGGAGCAGCUGCUGGCGAGGCAGCGCCGCCUGAUCAAUCAGCUUCAGGGAUAA
Messenger RNA from Drosophila mauritiana, 366 nucleotides. Its product is annotated as protein new-glue 1. The coding region runs from base 1 to 366 and encodes 121 amino acids. The transcript has a single exon. NCBI's taxonomy places the organism in Eukaryota, Metazoa, Arthropoda, Insecta, Diptera, Drosophilidae. The record is from RefSeq and is a predicted model, not a curated record.